UUGACCAGAUUGACACGUUGACAUCUGACCUGCAGCUGGAGGAUGAGAUGACGGACAGUUCCAAAACAGACACACUCAACAGCAGCUCCAGCAGCACAACAGCUUCUAGCCUGGAGAAGGUGAAGGUGCGGGGCAGUAUUCCGCUCAUCAAGCCCCCUGUGCAUCCCUCUGCUAUCCUCACUGUGCUGCGGAAGCCAAAUCCCCCUCCACCCCCACCACGACUGACACCUGUCAAGUGUGACAAGCCCCUGAGGCCACCUCCUUUGGCCAACCCUGUCAAGACUAAUGGUACCCUGCUGCGAAAUGGACCCAGCCGUAUCCCAAAUGGGGAUUUGUGCUGUAUGCCAAACAGUAAUUUGGACAGUGUUGUGAUUCCACCUCUAAUGCAUAGACCUGAGAAAGAGCGAUGUCCUCAGGCAGGAGCAAGGGAACGGGUACGAUUUAGUGAAAAAGUGCAGUAUCACGGCUAUUGCCCAGACUGUGACAUUCGGUAUAACAUUAAAAACAGGGAGGUGCACUUGCACAGCGAGCCUGCCCAUCUUCUGGAAGUGCUGCCUCAUCAGUGCCCUCCUCUGCCACCCCCACCGCCUCCGCUGCCUCCGUUUCCUCUAGAAAAUGGAGGGCUGGGGAUAAGUUCCAGUAACAGCUUUCCUCCUCCGAGACCUGUUACUGUGCCUCCACAAACUGCACCAAAACCCCAGAAGACCAUCUUGAGGAAGUCCACCACUACAACAGUGUGAUGUAUGCCACUUGAAAAAAACUUUUUUUCAUAUAUAUAAACAUAAAUAGAUAAUGAGCACUUUCUGCUUGAGCAAUAAGAAGACCCAGUGUAUUACUCCCAGUGUAUCCAGUGAAGUGGCAUAAAAGUCACACGGUAAGUAAAGAAGAAUUUUUUUUUGGUCACCAUAAAAUGCCUUUAUGGCUGAAAAGGAUGCUGAAAAAUACACAUGAUUUAGCUGACGGGUUGUAAACUUCUGUUGCAGUCUCCUAUCUGCAGCAUUGUUUAAAAGAAAGUGGAAAGAAAGAUCAGUUUGAAAGUACAAAGUGCUGAUUCCUGUUAGAUUUUCGUCUGUCCAACUUAAUGGAGUAAUCAUUGCUGCUGAAUUCUGGGAAGCUUUCUGUUUCCAGUCACUGUGCUUUAAAAUGCCAUUUGACAAAACAAAGUGGAGGUGGCAGAUAACACUUUUGACUGAAUUCUAGCAAAGACAUUUUUCUCUGCCUCGUUCUUGAGUGAAGGCCUUGUGCACGGAACCAUUCAAUAGGAACCAAUCCGGACUUUCAGGCAGCUUGACCUUUGGUGAGAGAGUAAAGAAGUAAUUGAAAGGUAUGUCAACAUGUCUUUGCAGAGCAAAAUCUUGCAAUGUGUUUCUCACUUGCUCAGUGUGCCACAGCCAGGGAGAAUGAGAGAGCUUUCAGGAGAGCAGGGACUGUCCCAUUCAGUUCCCCUGUGCUUCCUCUGCUUCCAUCUGCAGAGCAGUGGUAAUAUUUUAUCUUGCU
Messenger RNA from Phasianus colchicus (ring-necked pheasant), 1497 nucleotides. RefSeq names its product proline rich 16 (gene PRR16). The record is from RefSeq and is a predicted model, not a curated record. Gene Ontology annotation, biological process: positive regulation of cell size; positive regulation of translation. NCBI's taxonomy places the organism in Eukaryota, Metazoa, Chordata, Aves, Galliformes, Phasianidae.